AUGGCGACAACUUCUCCUGAUAUCCGAGCGGCGUCUGAUGUGGCUUACACGGCAUUCGAAGACACUGUGACAGAAGAAGUGCCACGAAUGUCUCCGCUAGCCGAGGACAGCUCCGCCGUGCUUUUCUUUAAUGGUGGGUCUCGUGGCAAUCCCGGCCCGGGUGGUGCGGGCGCUAUUAUAAUUACGAAUUCAGGGUCUUUAGAAUCGGCCGGGGUGCGUUGGAUGUGCAGCAUAUUCCUCGCAGCAAGCACUACAACACACAAUGCGGCAGCAUACAAAGCUCUCCUUUUUGGGCUUCGCAAGGCGUUGGGGUACCAUCUACAACGCCUACACGUCGUUGGGGACAGUGACCUGAUUCUUGGACAGCUACGGUGCAGGAGGCCGCCGCAGGCUCAACAUCUUAAAGAUCUGUACAGGCAAUGUCGAUUGGUGGGGGACCGGCUGGGCGUGGCCACGUGGACUCAUCAUCUUCGACACUUUAACAAGAUGGCGAACGCCAUGGCAAAGAUCGCGAUGGAUUCAGGACGCAGCAUACAGGUUCUCGGUCCUGAAGUGGCACUGUUGCCACCCGAAUGGGCGGUCGUUACGACCUACUUACGUAGCGACCUGGGGCACUGGCAUGACUUGCUAUGGGAUACGGCUAGACAAGCCGAUAGACAGAGGGACGACCCUGAGUAA
Molecule: messenger RNA, 678 nt
Organism: Peronospora matthiolae
Lineage: Eukaryota; Oomycota; Peronosporomycetes; Peronosporales; Peronosporaceae
Source: the annotation of a GenBank genome assembly